UCUUCUUCUCAUCUUUAAUCCUCAUUACGCACACUGAUCCUCCUGCUCUCCAAGCCAAGAAGAUGCGCAAAUCCUCCCCGUGCGUAUUCCCAUGGUCCUCCCUGUGGCUGGCAUCUUUGGCUACUUUGGUGGUGCAGUCGGUGCUCUCUUCCUCCUACUCUUCUUCCUCUUCCUCCUCUACAUAUCAGAGGUCUGCAGUCGGUGGAAAGCGACCGGGCUUCAUGGAGAGGACGCUGAUUCUCCUGGAUGUCAACACCCGCAGUCCGAUAAGAGUCCUCAACGACAACUUCCUUUCGUUACAGCUGGACCCCUCGAUCAUCAAAGACGGCUGGCUGGACUUUCUGAGCUCCAAGAAGCUCGUGACCCUGGCGCGCGGCCUGUCCCCAGCCUUUCUGCGUUUCGGCGGAAAGCGGACCGACUUCCUGCAGUUCAACAACCAGAAGAACCUGGCCAAGUUCAGAGGGCCGGGGCCAGACUACUACCUGAAGAACUACGAAGACGAUAUAGUGCGCAGUGACAUUGCAUUGGACAAACAGAAGGGCUGCAAACUAGCCAACCAUCCUGACAUAAUGCUGGAGCUGCAGAGGGAGAAGGCCGCCACCACACAGCUCGUCCUGCUGAAAGAGCAACUGUCUAACAUCUACAGCAACAUUACAAUAACAGCCAGGUCUUUAGACAAACUGUACAACUUUGCCGACUGUGCUGGUCUGCACCUGAUCCUGGGGCUCAACGCUCUGCACAGAAACCCAGACAACUCCUGGAACACCUCCUCCACCCUGAGCCUCCUCAAGUACGGCGCUGGCAAGAAGUACAACAUCUCUUGGGAGCUGGGCAACGAGCCGAAUGCUUACCGCAGCAUGGUGGGUCGUGCGGUCAACAGCACCCAGUUGGCCCAGGACUACACCAAGCUGCGGACCCUGCUGCAGUCUGUGCGCUACUACCAGCGAGCUCACCUCUACGGCCCCAAUGCGGGACGACCCCGGAAGAAUGCAAUCCUGCUGCUGGAUGGGUUCAUGAAGAAUGCUGGCUCUGUUGUAGAUGCAGUUACGUGGCAACAUUAUUUCAUGGACGGCAGAGUGAACAAAGUGGAGGACUUCCUCAAAACUCGCCUGUUGGACACACUGACAGAGCAGAUCACUAAAGUCACCAAGGUGGUGAACACACAUACUCCUGGUAAGAAAGUGUGGCUGAGUGGACUGGGGCCAGCAUGGGCAGGAGGCAUCAGUAAUCUCUCUGACACGUACGCUUCUGGCUUUCUGUGGGUGAACACGUUGGGCAUGGCUGCUGUGCAGGGGGUUGAUGUUGUCUUGCGUCACUCAUUCUUUGACUACGGCUACACACGCCUUGUGGACCAGAACUUUAACCCUUUGCCUGAUUACUGGUUCUCUCUGGUCUUCAAGCGCUUGGUGGGUCCAAGGGUUUUAGCUGUGCGAGUGGCGGGACUGCAGAGGAAGCCGCAACCAGGACGAGUCAUACGAGACAAGCUACGUAUCUACGCCCACUGUACCAGCUACUACAAUCACAACUACGUGAGAGGGUCCAUAACAAUCUACAUCAUCAACCUGCAUCGGUCGCGAAAGAAAAUCAAGUUGGCAGGGACGUUACGGAACAAUACUGUCCAUCAGUACCUGCUGCAACCUUACGGCACAGACGGACUCAGAGCCAAAUUUGUCCAGCUGAACGGGGAGAAGCUGCUCAUGUUGGACAAUGAGACAUUCCCCGAGUUGAAGCCUAAGACACUGAGGGCGGGACGGACAAUAGCCAUGCCUCCCAUGACCAUAGGCUUCUAUGUCAUCAAAAACAUUAACGCGUACGCCUGCCGAAGAUAACACUGACCCAUCAUCCCUGAGCUAUAGGAGCCUGACAGUUUGACCCGAAGCUUAAAAAACUGUGUGGCUCUUACAUUUAUUUUUUUUUACAGAAGGAGGUAAGAAUACCACUUUAUUAGGCUCAAGGACACUUCAGUAGAGUGGAUGCUGUGCUUGAGUACAGUACAGUCCUCUGGUUUAACAACACUUCAAUAAUUAUUACAAUGGUUUAAAUUAUAAAUAAACAAGGCCCUUCCCUAGUUUUCUUCUGGUCCAACAAAGAAAGACUUGCCCGAGAAACAUGAAACGGGCUGCACUGAACACUUUCAAUUCUUUUCACCAGCAACUCCUCAUAUGCUACAUGAUUCGUAUGGACAGUGAUUGUUUUGUGGCUUUGAAUGAAGUUA
Centropristis striata (black sea bass) is the source of this 2215-nucleotide messenger RNA. It is a transcript of the gene hpse2, whose product is annotated as heparanase 2. Gene Ontology annotation, cellular component: extracellular matrix; membrane. Bases 63 to 1829 code for a protein of 588 amino acids. The record is from RefSeq and is a predicted model, not a curated record. The transcript has 12 exons. Gene Ontology annotation, molecular function: hydrolase activity, acting on glycosyl bonds. Lineage: Eukaryota; Metazoa; Chordata; Actinopteri; Perciformes; Serranidae.